GGUCCUUCGGACUUCCGGGUGUGUGUAAACAGGCUGCGGACUGAUUCGCCUCGGAAACAAAAAUGUCUAAAGUCACAUUUAAAAUCACCCUGACGUCGGACCCGCGGCUUCCGUACAAAGUACUGAGUGUUCCAGACAGCACGCCAUUCACUGCAGUUUUGAAGUUUGCAGCUGAGGAGUUCAAAGUGCCAUCAGCAACCAGUGCAAUAAUAACAAAUGACGGAAUAGGAAUCAACCCGGCCCAGACAGCAGGAAAUGUGUUUCUAAAACACGGCUCGGAGCUUCGCAUCAUUCCCAGAGACAGAGUGGGAGGACAGGUAGACUGAUGCUGCGUUUCCUCGAUGACGGCGUAAUGACUCAUCCGGCAGAAUCAUCUCACACUCGAGACCCGGGAAACUCCUCAGCGUGUGUCCUAAUUAUUUCUCUGGCCCACAACUGACAGUGACUCACAUUAGUAUAUAUAUAUAUUUAAUCUUGACGAUGACUUGCACUCACACAUGCAUGGUCCCUGCUUCUUCAGUCAUUUUAUUUCCAUCCGUAAGUGUUGUCCCAUCAGAGGACUGGAAUCAUUACCCAGAAUUCCCAGAGGUACCAUGUAAUCAUUAUAGACGAACACAGCAGAUGCAUCCUGGGUAACAUUUAGUCAAAGAUCAAGAAACGACUGCGUCAACAGUAGUUUUUCUACCUUUGUAAAUGACAAUAAACAUGACUAACAGCACA
Limanda limanda (common dab) is the source of this 720-nucleotide messenger RNA. RefSeq names its product ubiquitin-fold modifier 1 (gene ufm1). Gene Ontology annotation, cellular component: cytoplasm; nucleus. Lineage: Eukaryota; Metazoa; Chordata; Actinopteri; Pleuronectiformes; Pleuronectidae. The record is from RefSeq and is a predicted model, not a curated record. Bases 63 to 326 code for a protein of 87 amino acids. The transcript has 6 exons. Gene Ontology annotation, biological process: protein K69-linked ufmylation.